Messenger RNA from Oryza sativa Japonica Group (Japanese rice), 1790 nucleotides. RefSeq names its product WEB family protein At3g02930, chloroplastic. The record is from RefSeq and is a predicted model, not a curated record. Lineage: Eukaryota; Viridiplantae; Streptophyta; Magnoliopsida; Poales; Poaceae.
UAUUUGCUAAUCCCGAUGCGUCACUGCACUGAAAGUCUGAAACCUUCUAAUCCCUCUGCUAUAAAAUCGCUCUGCUUUACUGCUGUUUUCUGGCAUUGCCUGUGCGCCGCGCUGCGCUGCGUACGUGACAGCAGAAGCGACGCGCGCGCGCGCGAGCGACACCAGAUGUUGCCGUCCAGGCCGAGAUCCGGGUCCUGGGGAGGCGGGACGCGGAGUUCUCCGGUGUCCACGCCGAGGUCUCGCCACGAGCGCAGCAAAUCCGUCGCCACCAUCUUCUCGCCGUCGUCUCCCGAGAGUUACGGCGGCGUCGUGAUGGAGAUGGAGGAGAAGAAGACGUCGUGCACGCUGCAAGAAGUCGAUGGGUUGCGGCAGAGCGACGGUGGCGUGGACAAGGAAGUGGUGGGCGGCGGCGCGGCGUGCUCCGACGACCGGGUGCGGCUGCUGGAGCGGGAGGUGGCGACGGCGAAGGCGACGGAGAUGAAUAUGCUGGAGUCGCUGAUACAGCAGACGAAGGAGAUGGAGCAGGCGAAGAUCGCUCUCGAGGAGGCUAAGCUCGAGGUCGCCACGCUGCGGCAGCAGCAGGGACGCGCCCCUGCCGCCGAGCCAGCCGCCGCCGCCCAGUGGAGCGUCAUGGACCUCAUGUUCGGCGGCGUCGACGAGGAGAUCAACGGGCUGAGGGCCAAGCUCCGGGCGGCCGUGCAGGCGGAGGAGAAGAGCAGGAAGGCGGCCGACGACCUCACCGCCGCGCUCUCCGCCGUCACCAUGGAGGCCAAGCAGGUGAAGGCGUGGCUGUCCGACGCGCAGGCCGAGCUGGAGGACGCCAACGCCGAGGUCGACCGGCUCAGGGAGUCGCUGCACGCCGCCGAGGCGGAGCUGUGGUCGACGACCGAGCAGCUCGACGGCCUCACGUCGGACUGGAAGGAGGCCGCCGUUUCGUGGCGCGCCAGGGAGAAGGUGCUUCUCGCGCGCGUCCGGGCGGCCGAGGACGAGGCCCACGCGGCCGGGCAAGAGAACGUCGAGCUCGCCGAGCUGCACCGGGUGGUCGACGACGAGAACGGCAGCCUGCGUCGCGCUCUGGAGCGCGCCGUCGAGGAGGUCAACGCGGCGAACGAGUCGCUCGAGCUCGCCACCGGCGAGAACUCCAAGCUGCAGGACGCCGUCGCGGAGAAGGAGAGCGCCAUGGAGGCACUACGUCAGGAGAACGAGAGCCUCAAGGCCAGCGAGGCCGAGGCGCGCGGGCGCGCCAAGGAGCUCGACGGCCAGCUCGCGGCAGCACGGAAGGCCGCCGAUCACGGUCAUGGCGCCGGCGAGCUCGCGGCGGCGGCCGACCCCUUGUCGUCGCUGCACAAGUGGAGGGGCGACAUGCAUGGCAAGCUCAGCGCCACAUUCCUGGACUCCAACAGGGUGAUGGCGGGCAGGAAGGACCGGAUGUUCGCGUCGCUCAGCAACAUCGCCGAGCUCAAGUCGGCGGCGGCCGCGGCGGCCAUGGACGACUUCGACUACGAGUUCGACCACUUCGACGGCGGGCAGUACGGCGACCUGGACCACGCCAUGAAGCAGAAGAAGAGGAGGUCGAUCCUAAGGAAGUUCGGGGAUUUCUUCCGGAGGAGAAGCUUGUACAAGCGCAACCUAGCGCCGGUGAUUCACUACUAGUAGAUUUUUACUACUUAGGUUGAUCUAGAUUAGAUGCUUUAAUGUUUUCGCGUGAUGCUUUGUAUGGUACGUGUUUGAUUGAAAUGAUUAGCAAAAAAAAAAACGCCCAAUAAAUGAAGAGAAACAUCAUCGUGUCA